Molecule: messenger RNA, 1260 nt
Organism: Helianthus annuus (common sunflower)
Lineage: Eukaryota; Viridiplantae; Streptophyta; Magnoliopsida; Asterales; Asteraceae
Product: B-box zinc finger protein 25
Exons: 2
Coding region: 94-831 (245 amino acids)
Biological process (GO): photomorphogenesis; regulation of DNA-templated transcription
Cellular component (GO): nucleus
Molecular function (GO): zinc ion binding
Source: RefSeq, a predicted model, not a curated record
GUACCAAGUGUGAGCGAUCCACUGUCUUCAAAAUCUCAAAAAAUCUCCUCCUUAUCAUCUUCACCCUCCAACCAAAUUCACAAAAUCUACAACAUGAAGAUUCAAUGCGACGUAUGCGAGAAAUCCCCAGCAACCCUAAUCUGUUGCGCCGAUGAAGCAGCACUGUGUGCGAGAUGUGACGUUGAAGUUCACGCAGCAAACAAGCUAGCAAGCAAGCACCAGAGGCUGCUACUCAACAACACACUCUCCGAUAAGUUACCGCCGUGUGAUAUCUGUCAAGAGAAAACGGCGUUUAUAUUCUGUGUGGAAGAUCGGGCUCUGUUUUGUCGUGAUUGUGACGAGCCAAUUCAUUCUGCGGGUACUCUUGCUGCUAAUCAUCAGCGGUUUUUGGCUACUGGAAUAAGGGUGGCGGUUGGAUCUGGUUGUUCGGGUGUGGGGAGUGAGAAGAAUACGUAUGAACCGUUGCCGCCGGCUGCUGAGGUUAAGAUUGCGGCUGUGCCGGAGAUUGUUCCGGUGAAAACUCCGGUGCAGCAAGUUGGUGGGUAUGGUUCACCGGCGUGGGGUGUUGAUGAUCUGUUGCAGUUUGAUGAUUUUGAGCCCUCUGAUAAGAAAGAACAACUCGAAUUCGGGGAUAUCGAGUGGUUAACCGACUACGAUGUGUUUGGCGAUACAGCUGCCGAAGUUCCUCAACUUCCAGCGUCACAACCGAUCAACACCGGCUCAUUCAGGCAAACGAAGCUAUACGGGUCGAAUAACAAGAGACCUAGAUACGAUCUACCGUAUAUUGAAGAUGAUGAUGAGCACAACUUCAUGGUCCCUGAUCUUGGCUAGACUGAAAGAUAUGUUUCGAAAUAUCUGUUUGGUCCUCCUAUUUUUAAAUAAUUGUGUUUUGGUCCCUCCGGUUCUAAGAUGAUCUAUUUACCCCCCCCCCCCCCCUCCUAUUUAACCGUUGGUUAACGAGGGUUACGUGUUGGUGAUGGCGAUGCGACUACAAGUCCAGUACUAUGACUAGUAUUAUUAGUGAUGGGCUGAAAGUGUAUAUCAUUCAUAGUAUGAGGACCAAUUAUUAAUUAGUUCUAAGUCCAUAUUAUGGAUGUUUGAUUAUAUUUUUAUGUAGUGUUGUUAUGUAAUUUUUAGUGUUGAGUUAAAAUCACUUAGUAUGUCAGUUUGGUGAUUAUUUAUGGAUAGUAAGUGUUGUUAUAUGGACUCUAAUGUAAUCAACUAGUAAUUUUUAAUUCUAAGUUUUUUGAUUUGUUUUGA